This is a messenger RNA of Lolium perenne, 661 nucleotides long. Its product is annotated as auxin-induced protein 15A. The record is from RefSeq and is a predicted model, not a curated record. Gene Ontology annotation, biological process: response to auxin. Lineage: Eukaryota; Viridiplantae; Streptophyta; Magnoliopsida; Poales; Poaceae.
CCUAUAUAGCAGUAGUAUCUCCACGCUGAUCGAUGCCGAGCUAUAAAUACGGAGCUAGCCUCGACUCCCACCACACUCUUCAUCACCAUCGCUGAUCAUUCUCCUGCAACUGAAACAACACCAAACCAUCAGCUCAGUCUUGCUCGUAGUGUGAAUUGAAGGAGAUCAAUGGCGGGGAAGCUGUACCACCUCAUGUCGAGGCUGCACAUGGCGAGGAGCCGGUCAUCGUCCGCGGCUGACGUGCCGAGAGGGCACUUUGCGGUGUACGUCGGGGAGCAGCGGAAGCGGUUCGUGAUCCCGACGGCGUACCUGAGGAACCCGUCCUUCCUGGUGCUGCUCAAGAGGGUGGAGGAAGAGUUCGGCUUUGACCACCCUGCCGCCGGCGGCCUCACCAUCCCUUGUUCGGAGGGCGACUUCGCCGACAUCGUAGGCUCCGCAGCCGUGGAUCACCACUAGCUGCAGCUCAGCUGACCACACCGGCGCCGGCGCAUGCAUCGGCUGGUCCAGCCAUUGAUAUGAUUAGCUGAUUAGUGAUUAAUAGAUUGUUUUAGGACGAAUGCAUACAUUUGCUUCUAGCUGAGUAUUGCCUUUUGCUUGAACCCUGUAAAUUAUGAUCGAAGGGAUAAGAAAAUUCCGAUGUUCACGUCUGGUCACAUUUCUA